GGAAACUGAUGUGAUUAUAAACAUAGAAUAAACAACUCCAAAAUAAAGAGAAUUAAGAAAAGAAGCACAAAUACUGUAAAACCUUGAAGACAAGAAUAGAAUCUGACACCAUCCCAAACCCAUUACCAAAAAAUAAAACCCUUUAAAAAACAUUCCCUCACAUAUGAACACAUACUUGAAACCCAACACCAGGAAAACAGGAAAAUAUAAACAAACUGCAUAGAAUACAUAACAAAAUUAAUGGGUAAAAAAACACACCAAUUUCAAAAAAAAAGGAUAGUGAUUAUAUUCUUUUAAAGCAUAUCAUAUCUUUGUAGCCCGCUAUCAACGGCAAUUCUGUCUUCCCUUACAAAAAAGAAGGUCUCAUAAGUUUAUUACAAUGAAGGCAUGAGCUCAUCACCACCCCCACCCGCACCUCCUCCGAACACAAUCGAGACGCAAGGACACUAUUUAGACCAAAGAUUUGUUCGGAAAGUUGUUGUCGAGGUGAUCGAUGCUCGAGACUUGCUGCCCAAAGACGGUCAAGGGAGCUCGAGCCCCUAUGUAGUGGUUGAUUUUGAUGGCCAAAAGAAGCGAACUUCUACUAAGUUUCGUGACCUUAACCCUUGUUGGAAUGAGCCUUUGGAGUUCAUUGUAUCCGACCCUAAUACAAUGGACUUUGAAGAGCUUAAUGUUGAGGUUUUUCAUGAUAAACGGAUGUCUCCUACGCCGUCGACCCGGAAACCUCAUUUCUUGGGCCGGGUUAAGUUGUAUGGGUCACAAUUUUCUAGAAGAGGUGAUGAAGGAUUGGUGUAUUUUCCCUUGGAGAAGAAGAGUGUUUUUAGUUGGAUUAGAGGGGAGAUUGGGUUAAGAAUUUAUUAUUAUGAUGAGACGUUUGAUCAACAACAACAACCUCCACUUCAACAAGAAUGUGGGGGACCACCGCCACCUGAAGUUGCGGAGGUCCCACCCGAGCAAAGGAGGGAAGACGAACAUGGCCCACCACCUCCGAUGCCAACUGAAGUAGCAAUGCAAGCUGCAGGCGGGUGCCCGUUUACUAAUGGACACGGACCACCACCUCACUUGAUGGGUAUGGGGGAGGGUCCUCCGCAACAACCGCCAAUGCAAAAUGGACCCACCACGGAAACAAUCGUACACCACCAUGACGGUCAUCCUCAACAACCACCUGAUCAGUACAACCAUCAACACCAACAACCACCUGAUCAAUAUAACAAUCCACCACCAGAAGCACAUGAAAUGCACGCGCCACAGCCGGAGCUUAUUCGACGUAUGGCGCAUAAAAGAACGACACCAGGAGAGUACGCGCCACGUGUAAUCUCAGGAAAGUUUGUUUCUGAAACAGAAAAAAUAUCAGCCUUUGAUCUUGUAGAGCCUAUGUUAUACCUCUUCGUUCGUGUUGUAAAAGCGCGUGGAUUAACACCUAAUGAAAGCCCAUACACUAAAAUCAGAACAUCAACCCAUUCUCUCAGAUCCAAACCCGCUAUUUACCGUCCGGGUGAACCACCCGAAAACCCAGAAUGGCAGCAAGUUUUUGCUUUAUCAUCACCUUCAACCACCGUAGCCGGAACCCUAGAAAUCUCAAUAUGGGAUUCUAAUUCAGAGAGAUUCUUAGGUGGGGUCUGCUUCGAUCUUUCCGAUGUGCCCGUGCGAGAUCCGCCGGAUAGUCCAUUAGCUCCUCAAUGGUACCAUCUAGAAGGUGGAGAAGGUGUUUCAGGAGAUGUACAGCUUGCCGUUUGGCUUGGUACUCAAGCUGAUGAUGCAUUCCCAGAAGCUUGGACCUCCGACGCACCGCCGCAUCAGCCAAGCGUGAUGUUCACGCGUUCUAAGGUUUAUCAGUCACCGAAGCUUUGGUACCUUAGGAUUACAGUGAUUGAAGCUCAGGAUCUUCAUAUUCCUCCAAAUCUUCCGCCAUUAACAGUACCAGAGCUUCGGGUUAAGGCUCAGCUAGGAUUUCAGUCCGUGAGAACGCGGCGGGGGUCAAUGAGUGCACAUGGCGGCGCAGCCGUGCAUUGGAAUGAGGAUUUGAUUCUUAUUGCCGGAGAGCCGUUGGAGGAACAAUUGAUUUUGUUAGUGGAGGAUAGAACUAGUAAAGAUAAUCCUAUGCUUUUAGGACACGCCAUUGUUCCUGUAGGGUCGAUUGAGCAACGGUUGGAUGAACGACACGUGGCAGCUAAGUGGGUUUCUUUGGAAGGAGGGAGUGGUGGUGGUGGUGGAGGCGGAGGUGGAGGUGGACCAUAUUGUGGUAGGAUCUUUUUGAGGUUGUGUUUGGAAGGAGGCUAUCACGUGCUAGAUGAGGCUGCUCACGUGUGUAGUGAUUACCGGCCGACUGCGAAGCAGUUAUGGAAGCCUCCGGUUGGGAUAUUAGAGCUGGGAAUUCUUGGGGCCCGUGGUUUACUUCCGAUGAAAACUAAAGGUGGAGGCAAAGGGUCUACUGAUGCUUAUUGUGUGGCCAAGUAUGGAAAGAAAUGGGUCCGGACCCGAACAAUUACGGAUAGGUUUGAUCCAAGAUGGAAUGAGCAAUACACUUGGCAGGUUUUUGAUCCCUGCUCCGUGUUAACAAUCGGAGUUUUUGAUAAUUGGAGAAUGUUUGCCGAACCCGGGGAGGACAAACCGGAUUACCGAAUCGGAAAGGUUCAUAUUCGGGUAUCCACAUUAGAGAGUAAUAAGGUGUAUACCAAUUCCUACCCUCUUUUGGUAUUGUUACGUACCGGGCUCAAGAAGAUGGGUGAGAUCGAGUUGGCAGUCCGAUUUGUGUGUCCCACGUUGUUACCCGACACGUGUGCUAUUUAUGGGCAACCUUUGCUUCCGAGAAUGCAUUAUCUUCGGCCACUUGGGGUAGCUCAACAAGAGGCUCUUCGUGGGGUUGCGACGAAAAUGGUUGCAGCUUGGCUAGCACGUUCAGAGCCCCCACUUGGACCUGAAGUUGUUCGAUAUAUGUUGGACGCGGAUUCACAUAGUUGGAGCAUGAGGAAAAGCAAAGCUAAUUGGUUUCGAAUUGUGGCUGUGCUCGCUUGGGCAAUCGGGUUAGCAAAAUGGCUAGACCAAAUCAGAAGAUGGAGGAACCCAUUGACUACAAUUUUAGUCCACAUCCUUUACUUGGUUUUAGUUUGGUAUCCAGAUUUAAUUGUCCCAACCGGAUUCCUAUAUGUUUUCCUAAUUGGGAUAUGGUAUUACCGUUUCAAACCCAAGAUCCCCGCAGGUAUGGAUACUCGAUUAUCACAAGCAGAGACGGUAGAACCAGACGACCUUGAUGAAGAAUUUGACACAAUCCCAAGUUCUAGACCUCCAGAUAUAGUUAGAGUUAGAUAUGAUCGAUUGCGUAUGUUGGCAGCUAGAGUGCAAACUGUUUUAGGCGACUUGGCAACUCAAGGGGAGCGGGUUCAAGCAUUAGUAAGUUGGAGAGAUCCAAGAGCCACAAAAUUAUUCAUUGGGGUAUGUUUAAUGGUCACAAUAACAUUAUACACCGUACCUCCGAAAAUGGUAGCGGUUGCACUUGGGUUUUAUUUUUUGAGGCAUCCCAUGUUUAGAGAACCUAUGCCUCCAAGUAGUCUAAAUUUCUUUAGAAGGCUACCAAGUUUGUCUGAUAGAUUAAUCUAAAUCAUUUUAUUGUCUUUAAUUUCUACCUUUUUUUUCCUAGUCUUUUACUCUACAUAGAAAAAAGUAAUAGAUUUAUAGCCUAGGAAAAUAUUUAUAAUGGGAGACCCUUUGUAGUUUGUAGGGGAGGGAAAAAGACUAUUUUGUGGUAUGAAAAAGGUUGGGUCCCCAAAUAAUGUAGGACUCCUAUUCAAGUACUUCCAUUGGGAGGGGAGAAAGUGGGUUGAAAAAAUGGGUUAAGUCUUUUGUUUUUUUUGGAUUGAAAUUGAUUGCCUAACAUUAAAAAUUGAAAUGUGGGUCGGAAGAAAAAAAGUGGGUUAAAUUUUUUCAAGAUAGAUUUUGGAUGCCAGAAAAAUUUGAGUUAACAUUGUCCCCAUAAUUUAGACAUUUUAUUGGUAUUAUAUUAGUUUUUUUUAUUUCUACUAACAUUUGAAUCUUUAGUAAAAUAUGUCAUAUAUUUGUACAACUACAAUUUUGUAAUAUUAUGGAUUUUAAAGAGUAAUGUACUAAUGCUAUAAAUAAGCUUAUGAUAGAUGUUUUAGAAUUUGUUUCAUAUUUUGUGUAAUUUAAUUUGAAAUUGUGGAUGCCGUGAAUUUAUUUUUGUAAGUUUCUAGUUAGAAUCUUACUUUUGAAGAGAGUAUUGGGCACAAGUACUUAUU
Amaranthus tricolor (Joseph's coat) is the source of this 4253-nucleotide messenger RNA. RefSeq names its product protein QUIRKY. The record is from RefSeq and is a predicted model, not a curated record. The transcript has a single exon. NCBI's taxonomy places the organism in Eukaryota, Viridiplantae, Streptophyta, Magnoliopsida, Caryophyllales, Amaranthaceae. Bases 388 to 3597 code for a protein of 1069 amino acids.